This is a messenger RNA of Xiphophorus hellerii (green swordtail), 8416 nucleotides long. It is a transcript of the gene loxhd1a, whose product is annotated as lipoxygenase homology PLAT domains 1a. The record is from RefSeq and is a predicted model, not a curated record. NCBI's taxonomy places the organism in Eukaryota, Metazoa, Chordata, Actinopteri, Cyprinodontiformes, Poeciliidae. Gene Ontology annotation, molecular function: protein binding. Bases 882 to 8162 code for a protein of 2426 amino acids. The transcript is spliced from 42 exons.
UUUUCCCCCCCAAAAUAGAUAAAAACACUGAUGACUAUUGUCUUAGAUUUUCUUUAUUUUCCAUAAUUUUUCUACAUUUUGUAUUAUCAAUAUUAGAACAGUUCAAGGGUUAACAAGCACACUGAUUAAUAAACAGUCCACUUAACCCAGGCUGCAUGUUACUUAACUAAAGAAAAGCAUAGACAGAAGUAAAGUUGAGAUUCAGCCCCAUAAAACUAAAAUAUUAGAUUUCAUUUGUGAGCGCAGUAAGAUUGAUCUUUUUUUCAUCAAGACAAUGAGUUUCUUUCUCUCUGAAGCUACACACACAACUCUCAAAAGAAAACAAAACCCCAACUUGCCACUGUAUAUAAACCGAGAUAUUCAUUUUCAGCCUGCUGUAAUGAUCAUUCACUCAGAUUUAGCUUCUCUAUGCAAGAACAAAGAGAGGCAGUUGCAAAGGAGUGUGUAUGCAUUUGUGCGGGGGUGUGUUUGUGUGUGUCUGCAGGUAAAAGCGAGACGCCCCCGGCUUGUAAAGCGAUCCUGACACCAUAAAUAAUGGAGGAUGCCGUGGCAGAGAGGAUAAGUUCUCUGGGCAAGGCUCCUUUUUCACAGGGCUUUCUCCCAGUGGCUCACGUGAUCACUGAGGUGCCAGUAAUUUUUCAUGAGAGGUGUUUGUGUGGUUUAUGUUCAUAUACCACCCAAGUAGCACACCAUCAAGGGGGAGAUUCCCCAUUUUCAGUACCUGGAGACCAUACAUCUUCAGCUUUAGAUGCCCGGCAUCCUGCAGAUUUCACAGUUCCAGAAUCUAACCAUAGCCAAGGGUCAAAUGAAUUGUCUUACACCAUUAGAAACUCAAGGCAGCACUUACGAAACUAAAGGCCAGGGAAGUGGAUGAAUAAAAGAUGCCGUCGAAACAGAAAAAAUCCACAGCUUUGGAAGAAACCGAAGAGGUUGAUGACGAAGUGGAGGAAACGGAGCCAAAUUUAAAGGAGAGUGGCCAGGGGUUGACCCAUGGAGACGCCACGAAAAGAGGAAAGAGUCGGAGGAAACACAAGAGCACAGAACGCUCCGAGACCCAGGAGCCGCCAGAGAAAGAGAAGAAGGAGAAAGAAGGAGAUAAGGUGAAAAAGAAGAAAAAGAAACCAAAUGAUGAUGCUGACCCUGAAGCUGAUGCUACAGUUUCAAGUAAGGAUGCUGAGGGUGAGCAGAACAACAAUGAGGCCACAACCAAACCCAGAAAGGACAAAUCUGAGCGGCUUAAAGAGGAAGUGACUGAGGGGAAGAAGAAGCAGAAAAAAAAGUCGUCCGUAGAGAUUCCAGAGGGAGAGGAGGAGAUGGGGUCCAAGGACAAAAAGUCCAAAAAUGGCAAGAAGAAGAAGAAGAAGUCUCAUGAUGAUGACGGUGAGGAGCCCUUGAUUGAGGAAGACGAAGAGGAAGAGGAAGACUCGAAGAAAAAGAAAAAGAAGAAGGCCAAGAAGAGCUCUGGAGACAGCGAUGAUGAUAAAAAGAAAAAAGGGAAAAAAUCCAAAAGCAAACAGGUGGAUUAUGCCUUGAUCUACCAGAACGAGCUGUUCAACUACCACACAGACUCUUCAGAUGGAUAUGAAGAUGAGUACUACAAAAAGAAAGUAUAUGAGGUGGUUACAGUCACAGGUGAUGUAAAGGGAGCUGGGACUGAUGCCAAUGUUUUUGUUACCCUCUUUGGAGACUUUGGCGUCUCACCCAAGGUUCACUUGGCAAGCAACACAGAAAAGAGAAGCCGGAAUGCAUUUGAGAAGAAUAAGACGGAUGUUUUCCGCAUCAAAACACAAAACAUUGGCCCAAUUAAAAAGCUAAGAAUUGAACAUGACAACACAGGAAUGAGCGCCAGCUGGUUCUUGGACAGGGUGGUGGUGACCGACAUGAUCCGGCCCCAUCUGCGCUUCUAUUUCCCCUGCAACAAUUGGCUGAGCCGGGAGGAGGGUGACAACCUGUUCGUCAGGGAUCUCCUGGGCAGUCUAAACCCCAUGGAUGUCCCAAAAUUAAAUAAAUAUCUUGUGAGUGUUUUCACUGCUGAUAUGAAGGGAAGUGGGACUGAUGCCGAUGUCUUCCUGAAUAUCUUUGGAGAACAUGGUGACACAGGGGAAAGAAGACUGGAUAGUGACAAAGACAACUUUGAACGUGGUUCAGAGGACAAGUUUACAAUAGAGGCUCCAAACCUGGGAAGGCUUAGAAAAAUCACCAUCGGCCACAACAACAGAGGUUCCUCAGCCGGAUGGUUUCUAGACAAGGUUAUGAUAGAUGAUAUGGGGAAUAAAGAAAUAUAUGAAUUUCCAGUGAAUCGCUGGUUUGCCAUGGAUGAAGAUGAUGGCAAAAUACAGAGAGACGUCUUGGUUGGAUCAAUGCAACCAAUGGGGAUUAUAUACAAUGUUCAAGUAAUGACUGGUGAUAUCAGGGGAGCAGGAACCAACUCCAAGAUCCACAUGGUUAUGCAUGGUUCCAAGGGCUUAAAAAACAGUGGCAAAAUUUUCCUCGAGGGUGGUGCCUUUGAGAGAGCUCUCAUUGACACUUUCAAUGUAGAGAUCUGUGAACUGAUCAGCCCUCUCAGCAGGGUCACCAUUGGUCAUGACAACGGUGCCGUUGGUGCAGGGUGGUACUGUGAAAAGGUGGUGAUAUACUGCCCAUUCACUGGCAUUGAGCAAACAUUUCCAUGUGGGAUGUGGCUAGAUGAGGACGAAGGAGACGGACUUAUUGAGAGGGAACUGUAUGAGAUGGUCUCUCUCAGACAGAAAAAACAGAAAAAGUACCCAUGGUCCUUGUGGAUUUGGACCUCAGACAUAAAAGGCGCAGGCACAGAUGCCCAAGUAUUUCUGCAGAUUUAUGGAGAGAAAGGAAAGUCAGAUGAGAUCAAACUGGAAAACAAUUCAGAUAGCUUUGAACAAGGACAGCUUGACAAAUUCAUGAUUGAAAUGCCGGACAUGGGAAGAUUGUUAAAAUUGCGGAUCUGGCAUGAGAAGCGAAAUCCCUUUGCUGGCUGGCAUUUAGCGAAGGUCACUUUGCUCAAGACACUAACCAUGGACAAGUAUUCUUUUGAGUGUGGCCGCUGGCUGGACAUCAAUGAAGAUGACAAUGAGAUUGUCAGAGAACUUCCCGCCACAGGAGCACUCAAUGAUGAACCGCUGCCCUUGAUAAAGUAUCGGGUCACAAUCUGCACUGGCAAUGUCAGUGGUAGUGGUACCGAUGCCAGCGUGUUCCUCAAUGUUAUUGGAGACUUGGGUGACACAGGAGAGCGACUCAUGUUUAUGAGCAAAAACAAUGUUAACAAAUUUGAAAAGGGAAAUCAUGAUGAGUUCCUCAUCGAGUCAGUCUUCCUGGGUCAGGUGCGGAGAGUCAGAGUAGGUCAUGACGGCCGUGGUGGAGGCUGUGGUUGGUAUCUUGAUAAGGUGUUGGUCAGAGAGGAGGGACAGCCUGAGUCCUCUGCCACUGAGUUCCCAUGUUUCAGGUGGCUAGAUCGCAAUGAAGAUGACGGGCAGAUUAUCCGUGAGUUGGUUCCAGCUGGAGACGGGGUGCGUCUCUUUAAUGUCGGCUACCACAUCGCAAUCAAGACAGGCAGUGUGAACGGUGCCAGUUCUGACUCCAAAGUGUUUGUGAAGCUGUACGGUGAAAAGGGCGACACUGACAAAGUGAUCCUGGCCGUCUCAGACAAUGACCUCAGGAAUUACUUUGAGACGGCAAGAACUGACAUCUUCACCCUUGAUACGUAUGACAUCGGAAAGAUCAACCGUCUUCUGAUUGGUCACACAAAUGAAGGUUUACGAGCCGGAUGGUUUCUGGACAGUGUGCAGAUUUCCGUGCCUGUUCAUGGGAUGCAGUAUAUGUUCCCGAGCCACCGCUGGCUCUGCAAAGAUGAAGCAGACGGCAAAGUGGAGGUUGAAAUCUAUCCCAGCGAGGUCUUGGAAAUUGAAAAAUUGAUCAACUAUGAAAUAACAGUGGUCACUGGCGAUAUGCGAUCAGCCGGAACCAACGCCGACGUCUUCUGUCAGAUAUAUGGAGAUGAAGGAAAAACUGAAAUCCUCGCCCUGAAAAGCCGCUCCAACAAUUUUGAACGUGGCACCACUGAAAUCUUCAAGAUUGAAGCUCUGGAUGUCGGGAAAAUCUAUAAAAUCCGAAUCUUCCACGACGGUAAGGGCAUUGGAGACGGAUGGUUUCUGGAGAUGGUUGACAUCAAGAGGCUAACGAUGGCCAUGGUGCAGAUUGAGGUGAAAAAAGAAGAGACAACUAAAAAAGACAAGAAGAAGGACAAGAAAAAGAAAAAGAAAGAAGAGGAGGAGGUGGAGAUAAUUGAGGAGCUGCAGGAAGUGGUGGAGACAUUUACUUUCGCUUGUAGCCGCUGGCUGGCCCGGGACGAAGAGGACGGGGAGAUUGUGGUUGAACUGCUGACUGACUCCAACGAGGAAUUGGAGAUGAACUCUUAUGAGGUUUAUGUGUACACUGGGACAAUGUGGGGUGCUGGGACCGAUGCCAAAGUCUACAUCACCAUUUACGGAGAGAGUGGUGACACAGGAGAGCGAUGGCUCAGGAAAUCCAAUCGCCUGAAUAAAUUUGAGAAAGGACAGGAGGAUGUUUUCAGCCUGACAGCAGUUGAUCUUGGGGUCCUGAAGAAGCUCAGGAUCCGUCAUGACAACAGCCAGGCCAGCGCCGGCUGGUUUUUGGACAGAGUGGAAAUCAUAGACACCAAAGAUGACACAACGUAUUUUUUUCCAUGUAAACGGUGGCUUGCUGUUGAUGAAGAUGAUUGCCAGCUUGCCAGAGAGCUGGUCCCUGUGGAUGAAGCCUUCAUGAAGAAGGGAGAUGAAGAUGAAGACGACUCCGAAGCAACCCUUGGCUUGGAACAGAAGGCCAUGUCAACAACAUACACAGUGAGGAUAAAAACCGGUGACAAGAAAUAUGCAGGGACAGAUGCGAAUGUCUUCAUGACCCUUUUUGGUACCAAGGAUGACACAGGUAUAAUUACUCUAAAGGCCUCAAAGACGCAUAGAAACAAGUUUGAGAAAGGCAUGAUUGAUGAAUUUACAGUGGAAGCUGUUGACCUGGGACCCUUGAGAAAGCUACGUAUUGGACAUGACAACUGCGGAGGAGGGUCUGCAGGGUGGUUCCUCGAUUGGGUGGAGAUCGAUGCCCAAUCUGUAGGGCAGAAGUUACGCUUUCCGUGCGGCCGCUGGUUGGACAAAGGAGAAGAUGAUGGGGCGAUUGUCAGGAAUCUCUUUCCUAACCCUCUUCAAUCAGAGUUUUACACACCAUUUGUUCCGUACGAGAUUAAAACCUUCACCAGCGAUGUUUUCGGUGCUGGGACAGACGCCGACGUCUUUAUUGUUCUGUAUGGAAGAGACGGAGUGUGCACUCAGCAGAAGUCUCUGUGUGUCAACAAGAGGGAAAGGAGAAUGUACUUUGAAAGAGGAGCCGAGGACAUGUUCAUUGUUGAAUUAGAAGAUGUAGGGGACGUAAUUGAGAAGAUCCGCAUCGGCCAUGACAACCGGGGGGUCAACCCAGGCUGGCAUCUGGACAGAGUGGAGAUUAGACGCCUGCUCAGGAAGGGAAAGGGCUCAGAAACCGUCAUCUUCCCAUGUGAGCGCUGGCUUGCCAAGUCAGAAGAUGAUGGAGAAACAGUGCGAGAGCUGCAGCCCUCUGACAUCAUCACCGAGAAGCUUUCCAGAGACGGCAGCCUGAAAGUGACUGAGGUGGAAGUGGAAGAUGCCCUGGAGACUCACACAUACAACGUGUCAGUAAUGACAGGUGAUGUAAGCGGUGCUGGAACUGACGCUAACGUCUUCCUCACGAUUUACGGAGACCUGGGGGACACUGGGGAGAGAAAACUGAGCAAGUCGGAAACGAACAGUAACAAGUUUGAACGGGGAUCUGUGGAUAAGUUCACGAUUGAAGCCGUGGACCUCGGGCAGGUUUUUAAGAUAAAAAUCCGCCAUGAUAACAGCAUGAUGAGUCCUGACUGGUACUUGGACCAAGUGGAGGUGUUCGAUCUCGACACAGAAGAGGUCUACCUGUUCUUAUGCGAGCGCUGGCUUUCCAGGAAGAGGGAGGACAGACUCAUCAAAAGGGUUUUCUAUGUCAAGGAUUAUGAAGGUGUCAGAGAGAGCCUAAACAGUAAAAAGACCUCAGCCUUGACAGUGAACAGUGUUGAUAGUAACAUGAACAAAAAGAACAAGAAGAAAAGGGAGGACGAAGAAGAAGAAGAGCUACCGAUCAUACCAUACCACGUCUCCAUCGGCACUGGGCCGGAGCGGGAUGCCAGCACCGCCAGCAGGGCAUAUGUAAUCAUCGUUGGGGUCAAUCACACCCAAACGGAGAGGCUGUGGCUUGAUCUUCCUAACGGGAGGAAGGGCUUUCUGGCUGGCUCCUUAGAGAGCUUCGAGGCCCACGGUUCAGACGUGGGGGAGAUUAGAAAGGUGGAGCUCGGCCAUGAUGGGGCCACUCCAGAGAGCUGCUGGCUAGUUGAUGAGCUGGCCGUUGCUGUGCCAACCAAAGGGGUCAAAUAUAUCUUUGCUUGCAAGUGCUGGCUGGCCAAAGAUCGAGGGGAUGGCUUGACUGCCAGAGUAUUCAAUGUGUUAGAUGCAGAGGCCAUUGCUAUCUCCCAGAAGGUUAUCUAUGAGUUGACGGUAGUAACCGGAGAUGUGCAGAAUGCAGGAACCGACACCAAGAUCUUCAUGUCUGUGUUUGGUGCCAACGGCAGCACAGAAGAGAUUCUGCUGCGGAAAAACGAGGACAGGUUUGAGCGUGGUCAGGAAGACACUUUCAACAUGGAGAUCGAUGACAUAGCCCCACUCAAGAAAAUGAGGCUCCGUAUUGACGGCUCCGGCAGCAGACCCGACUGGUUUCUCGACAAGGUGAUCAUGCGUGACCUGAGCACAGAGGAGGUGUAUGUGUUUACCUACGAGGAGUGGCUGUCCAGGACCCGCGGGCCCAAGAGGACCAUGAUCUGUGAGAUGCCUGCUGUGGUGGACGAUGAGGUGAUGGUGGAGCUCACCACCUACAUCAUCCAGGUCAAGACGAGCGAUGUUUCAGGGGCGGGCACCGACGCCAACGUGUGGGUCAUCGUUUUCGGAGAGAACGGUGACACGGGGAGGCUGGCGCUGAAGGAGUCCACGAAGUCCAACAAGUUUGAACGUAAGCAGGUGGACAUGUUUCGCUUCCCCGAUAUCCUCAGCCUGGGAGACCUCUCCAAAGUCAGAGUUUGGCACGACAACACAGGUAUUGCUCCAGGUUGGCACUUGGAGCACAUUGAUGUGAAGGAUGAGUUCCUGGACAAAACCUUCCGUUUUCCUUGUGACCGCUGGCUUUCCAAGAAAGACGAUGAUGGACAGAUAAUGAGAGAGCUGGCCUGUGCAAACAAUGAUUAUUUAGACCUCAACGAGAAAACAAAGUAUGAAAUUUGCGUCACAACCGGAGACACAGACGAAACCAAAGAGAAUGCCUGGAUAGUACUGGAGGGGAAGAAGUGCAGAUCAAAAGAACUUGUAAUGGAGAACUCUUCAAAGAAGAAGAGGUUUUUGAGGGGAAAUGUUGACAGAUUUGAGUUUUCCUCAAAGAAUGUGGGUGAUAUUGCUGCCAUCUGCCUGGGCCACACGCCCAAAGAUGGGAAGAAAGUGAAAGGAGAGGCUUACUGGCAUGUCGAGGAGGUAGUUGUGACUGAAAAGGAGCUUGGAAACAAGUACAUCUUCCGCUGCAAUGCCCUUAUCCCUCUCUCUCCGAAGAGGGAUGAAUUCCUGACCUUUGAGUGCACAAAGACCGUUGAGAGCUUCGCAAGCAAAGCUCGAAGCCUGGUGCCCGUCAAGUAUGAGAUCAUCAUAAUCACAGGCGACGAGAAGGGAGCGGGAACAGAUGCCAAUGUUUUCAUCACAAUCUACGGCUCCAACGGAGAUUCAGGCAGUCGGCAACUGCGGCAGAGGCUACGUAAUCUCUUUGAACGGGGGCAGACUGAUCGCUUUGUGGUGGAAAUGCUGGACAUGGGCGAUCUGCAGAGAGUUCGAGUGGAGCACGACAACUCAGGACUCUGCCCUGGCUGGUUGCUUGACAGGGUGGAAAUCACCAACACAGCCAAUGGCGUCACCACAAUUUUCCUUUGUGGGAAGUGGCUGGAUACGAACAGAGCAGACGGACAGAUUGCCAGGGUGCUCUACCCAAAGUACUGACUCUGAAAUAAUUUCUGGAAGGGCCAAAAGCAGAAGGAUCUACCUUAUAUAUUAAGCUACCAAAACCAUUCGGGUGCAUUUUAUAUCUCAGGAACGGAUGAUGUUUUCAUUUACAGAUUUGAUUAUACUAUGAAAAAGUAAAAGUUCUGCUUUCUUUGGUCAGGGAAAAUCGGAAUGUGCCAUUUUUAUUUCGUGCUGUGAAUUUUGUAAAUAUAUGUUUUAUAAAAGAUUAAAAUGUUUUGUAUUCACCUCAA